Enhydra lutris kenyoni (northern sea otter) is the source of this 843-nucleotide messenger RNA. RefSeq names its product small nuclear ribonucleoprotein polypeptide C. Gene Ontology annotation, biological process: mRNA 5'-splice site recognition; spliceosomal snRNP assembly; mRNA splicing, via spliceosome. Gene Ontology annotation, cellular component: U1 snRNP; nucleus. The record is from RefSeq and is a predicted model, not a curated record. Gene Ontology annotation, molecular function: pre-mRNA 5'-splice site binding; zinc ion binding. NCBI's taxonomy places the organism in Eukaryota, Metazoa, Chordata, Mammalia, Carnivora, Mustelidae. The transcript has 4 exons. The coding region runs from base 3 to 485 and encodes 160 amino acids.
CCAUGACUCUCCGCUGCAUUUCAACAAGGAAAGAUACCUCCUACUCCAUUCUCUGCUCCUCCUCCUGCAGGGGCAAUGAUCCCACCUCCCCCCAGUCUCCCGGGUCCUCCUCGCCCUGGUAUGAUGCCAGCGCCCCACAUGGGGGGCCCUCCCAUGAUGCCCAUGAUGGGCCCUCCUCCUCCUGGGAUGAUGCCAGUGGGACCUGCUCCUGGAAUGAGGCCACCUAUGGGAGGCCACAUGCCAAUGAUGCCUGGGCCCCCAAUGAUGAGACCUCCUGCCCGUCCCAUGAUGGUGCCCACUCGGCCAGGAAUGACUCGACCGGACAGAUAAGGAGAGACGGGAACCUCUUUGUACUCAUUUUAUAUUACUUGUUCUACUUCACCAGGAGAUCGUGGUGCUGUGACUCUGGGUGUUUUCUCACAGCAGGACAAGGAAGACUUGCUGCCCUUCCUAUCAAAGAGAGAAUAGUUUUUGCAGGGGAGUAGUGGGACAAAAAAAAGUAAUUUUCAUUUGUAUCGUGAAAUGUGAAAAUAAAAUUGUCAGCUGUUUUAGUUAAAAACCUGUUCCCUUUUUUCUCCCCUCUGUAGUCCUUGUGCAUUAUAAAAGAGAUGAAGUAUUCUGGUUGUGUUUCUCUAGCUCGUUCUCUCUGCAGGAUGCCCUCUGCAUGACAUUCUUUUUCCUCAGCUAUAGUGAGUCCCUUUGGACACCCUGCCUUUAUUUAGAAAAGUUCUUUUGUGCAAGACCUGGUAAACCUAACACUUGUAGAUUAAAAGUAUCAACUUUUUGUUGGUUAAAACAAUAAACAGGGGACGCCUGGGUGGCUCAGUUGGUUAAGCAGCUGCC